AUGGACUAUUCGUAUCUGAAUCAAGCUGCGGCCGCAGCGGCCGCCGGCUUCGAGGCGUCCAGCUGCGCCCUGGCCGCGGGAGAGAUGCAGUGCAGUUACGGCGAUCUGAGCUCGUGCUCGCAGAUGAGCCAGGCGGCUUAUCGCUAUACCGCGGCACGAGCCGCUGGCUAUCCCGGUAACGCGGCUGCCGGCGCCGCUGCGGCCGCCGGCACGCCGCUAACGGCCCAUCACACUGCGCACCCCCACGCUCACGCGCACCACGGGGCCCACUCGACCCCGUGCUCCGUGAUGGCCGCCAGGUCCCAGGAAGUCCACCGACACGCCGCCUCCAUCUUUCCGUCGGCCAUCAAUCUUCAGAGCGGCUUAGGGUACAAAGCUUAUUCAGGACACGACGGCUUGGCGGAGAAGAGAAAACAACGUCGGAUACGAACGACGUUUACGUCAGCUCAGUUGAAAGAGCUGGAACGUGCAUUCCAGGAGACGCAUUACCCAGAUAUUUACACCAGAGAGGAGAUCGCUAUGAAAAUCGACUUGACGGAAGCUAGAGUGCAGGUGUGGUUCCAGAAUCGGCGCGCGAAAUUUCGCAAGCAGGAAAGGUUGGCCCAACAGAAGUCUACAUCGCAAAGCGGAAUCGGUGCCGACAGCGGCGCGUCUAGCCCCGUGACCGGCACCGUGAAGGCGGAAGGACGUUCGCCGAGGAGUCCGGCGACGCCACCCGGUGGCUCGAACAGCGUGUUAUCGUCGAACGAAAUCAAGCCGAUGGCCAAUCAGAGCUUGAUGAAGCACACCACAACCGACGGCGUUGGCGAUGGCGGUUCACCGAACGCACGUGGAAGCAACAGCGGAGGCAGCGGUAACGGCACCUGGGGUUCCUGCAGUCCCAGGCCGUUCUCGGCAGCGCUACCGCCCUAUCUGCUAGAUCCGCUGCCUCUGAAAACCGCAAACCUCUAUUAA
Messenger RNA from Pseudomyrmex gracilis, 954 nucleotides. Its product is annotated as paired mesoderm homeobox protein 2A-like. Gene Ontology annotation, biological process: regulation of transcription by RNA polymerase II. The record is from RefSeq and is a predicted model, not a curated record. The transcript has 3 exons. Gene Ontology annotation, molecular function: DNA-binding transcription factor activity, RNA polymerase II-specific; RNA polymerase II transcription regulatory region sequence-specific DNA binding. Lineage: Eukaryota; Metazoa; Arthropoda; Insecta; Hymenoptera; Formicidae. Bases 1 to 954 code for a protein of 317 amino acids.